AUGCAGCAUACGAUACUCAUGCUAGUGCUAAUUGCGAUUUCUCUACUGCCGUUAGCUGAGGCAUGGACACUGGUUUGGCGAAAUUCAUCGGAUGCGUCAUUUGUCGAGCAUUCAAAGACUUCCAUGCCCUGUACAGGGAUCAGCAAUGCUAAGGGAAAGCUGUUUGAGUAUGAUUCUGAAGAGGGCCCGUAUGAGAUUUCUUUAUACGGAACCAGUGACUGCUCUGGUCCGGCGAGUGGAUGGGCAUCUCAUAUGCUCAGCAAGAAUGCCUCCGCAGCAAUAAAUUCGUUCAAAGUCGAUUCAAGUGCGACGACCACAUCUUCAUCACUGACCACGACGAGUUCAUCUACCUCCACACAGCCCGCAACCGGUACCGCAGCAACAAGUACGUCGUCAUCUGGGUCUGUGUCUGGACCUGAGACCGGACUAUCUGGUGGGACAAUUGCAGGAAUCGUCAUCGGCGUGAUAGCAGGCGUUGCGAUAAUUGGGGGUAUUUUGUUUUUCAUCGGCCAACGCCGUCGGGCACCUUCGCAAAACCAAGGGCCUAAUGUGGGAUAUGCACCCUCUGGAUACGGCUCACCAGAUACUUAUAUCUCACCAUCUUCUUUUGGAAAAGAUAAUCUGGCCGUGAAUACCAAGAAACAGCUCGAUGCAGUCCCAUCCACUCAAGGGUCGUCAAAUGCACCUACUCGCGUGGUUGAACUUCCAGGAGAUUACAACCCUGCUGAAAUGAGCAACAGCAAUACAAGGACUGAGCUGGAGGGUCAAAUUCAUUCGCCAAUUUCUCCAUCAUAA
Messenger RNA from Penicillium manginii, 795 nucleotides. Its product is annotated as EGFR-like transmembrane domain-containing protein. Bases 1 to 795 code for a protein of 264 amino acids. The record is from RefSeq and is a predicted model, not a curated record. The transcript has a single exon. NCBI's taxonomy places the organism in Eukaryota, Fungi, Ascomycota, Eurotiomycetes, Eurotiales, Aspergillaceae.